Messenger RNA from Prunus armeniaca (apricot), 624 nucleotides. Lineage: Eukaryota; Viridiplantae; Streptophyta; Magnoliopsida; Rosales; Rosaceae. The record is from the annotation of a GenBank genome assembly.
AUGAAGGGGAAGCAAGUUCAAGUUCAUCAUCAUCAAGAUCUGCAUGCAGGAGAUCUUCAUCAUCACCACAUGAAAGAUGUAAAUAUUCCAAUCUCAGAUGGGUUUGGUGGUGGUGGUGCCAUGGAGGAACUGGAAGAUCAGGAGGAUAAUUUGGGUGUGGACCCUAGUGAGAUGUGGCUUGAUGACAAUGACCAAGAAACUGCUCUCCUUGCUGAUGUCAAUGACCCUUCCAUCUUCUACAAUGACCACUUCCCUCCUCUCCCUGAUUUCCCAUGCAUGUCAUCUUCUUCCUCCUCAUCUUCAACCCCUGCACCGGUCAAGUCGGUCACUUCAUCUUCCACCUCGUCCUCGGUCUCCUCGUCCUCCUCCGCGGCCUCCUGGGCCAUCUUGAGAUCGGACGCGGAGGAAGAUGGGGAGAGAAGGCAGCAGCACCACCAUAACAGUUACAACCACCGCCACCAGUACUCACAGGCUGAUGAUAAGGCGGUUGAUGCGCAUGCCUUGUCCUCCACCGCCUCGAUGGAGAUCUCUCAGCCUUCGGAUCUCGGCAGGGGAAGGCGGAGCCAUGGAUUGCAUGGGUGCGAUGGAGACUUUUGGGUACAUGGAUCUGUUCGAGUCCAAUGA